AUGUCAUCACUCAAAUCCAUCAGACAUGCUGCCCUCAUCCACAAACCUCUACUACAACAGGUUCUCUCUGUUUUAACAACACACCACAGCAACAAUAGAUUGUACCAUCACCAAGAUUCCACAAAGGAAUCCAUAACUAUUUCAUCUGUUGCUGCCAACACUGAAGCCAAGUGUCCCUAUCAUAAAGAGGAUGGUACAGUAGAUGUGGCCAAAUCUGUUGCCAAACCAUUUGGAGAAAUUCCAGGCCCUAAGCCUCUUCCAAUUCUUGGUAACUAUCUGGAUAUCAAGAAACACUCCAAGAAUACAAUGAGUUAUUUUCUUGAUUUGUGUAAUGAGUAUGGAGAGAUGGUCAAGUUGACUGCUUUAAACAAAAAUAUGGUUAUCAUUUCAAACCCAUACUGGAUUGCUGAUCUUGCCAGAGUUGAGGAACGUAGAACAGUUCUAAAUCCUUCAAGAUAUUACAAAGAAAGCCGUGGUUAUGAAAUGGUACCUAUUGAAAUGAAGAUUGAAGAGAAUUGGAAUGAAAUUCGUCAAAUCUUCAACCUUGCCAUGAAACCAGAGUUUCUCGAUCAAAUCGUGGUACCUCAACUGACAGAAAUGAACAGUGAUUUGAUCAGACAAUUGAAGAAGAACUUUGUAAAAGUUGGUGAAAAUCAAUUCAGACUUGAUGAUGGUCUCGAAGCAACUUCUAGAUAUGCAUUCGAUGCAAUUAUGAAAAUUUUCUUUGGUGUCAAAAUGACUGAAGAGCUUGAAAAGAGUUUACCAUUCAAACUUGACGAUUUCUCAAAGAAAGCCAUCACAAUUCUUGAUUUGUGUGGAAGAUUAGAUUACAAGUUCCCACUCUACAAAUAUUUCAAGACAGAGGAGUACAAGACAUUGGAGAGUUAUUACGAUCAAGUGAUUGACAAUGCCAGAUAUUGUGUUGAAAGAUUUGGAGCUUCACAACCAGAAAAUGCCAAGCCAAGAUUUUACGAAAUUCUUGUAAAGAAGGCAGAGGGAGCCACCAACUCAAAUGAAAAGGUGUCAACAGUUCUCUCUACAUUUAUUCAGGGAGGUGUGGAUAUUACAAGUCGUAUCAUGAAUUUUAUCUUGUACAGAUUGGCUCAUCAUCCAGAAUAUCAAGAAAAGCUCUAUAACGAGUGCCUUGAGGUUUUUGGUCCUCCGGCUUUGGAUGAAGUUUCAUCUGAAAAUGGACUAAUCAUCACCCCAGAGCAAUACAAACAACUCAAGUUGGUGAGACAAUUUGUUGAAGAAGUUUUAAGAUUCAAUUCAUUUGCUUACAUUACAAUGGGAAGACAAUUGAAUUCUGAUAUUGAAAUUGGUGGAUAUAUUCUACCAAAGGAAACUAUUGCAAUUUUCAUGAAUUAUUAUCCAAGCAUGAAAGAUGAAUACGUUCCGAGAGCUUUGGAAUUUAUUCCUGAGAGACAUGAAAAGAAAUCCCCUCUUGCUCCAAAAUCAAUGUUUUCUUCAAUUCCUUUCGGAGUUGGUGCAAGAAAAUGUCCCGGAAGUCGUGUUGCAAAUACAGAGCUCCAUUUCCUUUUGAUCAAUGUCAUUAGAAACUUUACUCUCACAAAGAAACAUUCUGAAUUCCCAGAAAUGGAGACUGACCAAUCAAUGUUCUACAUUAACACUAACAAGUAUCCACUAUAUUUCCAUCCAAGAGAACACACAAAGCACUAUUUCAAUUAA
This is a messenger RNA of Naegleria gruberi, 1689 nucleotides long. RefSeq lists its product as uncharacterized. Lineage: Eukaryota; Heterolobosea; Eutetramitea; Acrasida; Naegleriidae. Bases 1 to 1689 code for a protein of 562 amino acids. The record is from RefSeq and is a predicted model, not a curated record. Gene Ontology annotation, molecular function: oxidoreductase activity, acting on paired donors, with incorporation or reduction of molecular oxygen; heme binding; monooxygenase activity. The transcript has 3 exons.